CCUAAUCUGGUCUUCUUCUUCUAGUUGGGAAAUUGCUUUUCUGUAUUUCCACGGAUCCAACCCCUUAAAAAAUAAUAAAUAAAUAAAUAAAUUGGACCCCCCUAAAUUAGGGUUUUCCAGAUCACGCUUUCAGAACUUCCCACUUCGGAACUUCAAAUUCGAAUUCCAAUUUGGGAAUUUCGUUUCGAAAACUUCGAGGAAUCAAAAAAAUAAUUUCACUGUCCUUUGCUGUGAUUUAGGUUCUGUUUUUUUGUUUUUUGUUUUUUUUUUUUAGUGUUUUUGUGUUAUGGCUGUGCUUUUGGAGGAGAUUGUGCAAUCCAUUGAGCUAUGGUUGAAGCUGAUCAAGAAGCCCCAGCCGUACGUUGACCCGAGUCUGGACCCGGUGCUGUUGGUGCCUGGUAUCGCUGGUUCAAUCUUGAAAGCAGUUGAUGGUGAGAAUGGUAGAGAGGAGAGGGUUUGGGUUAGAAUUCUUGCUGCUGAAUACAAGUUCCGGACUAAGCUUUGGUCUCGAUUUGAUCCUACUACUGGUAAAACUGAAUCUUUAGAUCCAAAAACAACUGUUCUUGUACCUGAAGACAGAUAUGGACUGCAUGCGAUUGAUACCUUGGAUCCUGACAUGGUUAUUGGGCGUGAUUGUGUCUAUUAUUUCCAUGACAUGAUUGUUGAAAUGAUCGGAUGGGGUUUCCAAGAGGGGAAAACACUUUUUGGUUUUGGAUAUGAUUUCCGCCAAAGCAACAGGUUGCAGGAGACAUUGGAUCGCUUUGCUUCAAAACUUGAGUCUAUAUAUAAAGCUUCAGGAGGGAAAAAGAUAAAUAUCAUAAGUCAUUCUAUGGGGGGUCUUCUUGUGAAAUGUUUUAUGGCCUUGCAUAGUGAUGUUUUUGAGAAGUAUGUAAAAAAUUGGAUUGCAAUUGCUGCACCUUUCCAAGGUGCACCUGGGUAUAUCACAUCUACCUUUCUAAAUGGAAUGUCAUUUGUUGAUGGGUGGGAACAGAAUUUUUUUAUAUCAAAAUGGAGCAUGCAUCAGCUGUUGAUUGAAUGCCCAUCAAUAUAUGAGUUGAUGGCGUCUCUGAAUUUUCAAUGGGAACACAUUCCUCUUCUAGAAAUCUGGAGAGGGAAGCUCAAUGAUGGGAACUCUAGUAUAAUUCUAGAGUCUUACCCCCCAGUUGAGAGUGUCGAAAUUUUCAAGGAAGCUCUGUUGAGUAACACGGUAAAUUAUGAUGGUUCGGAUAUCCCCCUUCCAUUUAACAUGGAUAUCUUGAAAUGGGCUAAUGAAACUCAUGAGGUCUUGUCUCGUGCCAAAGUUCCUUCUCAAGUGAAAUUCUACAAUAUAUACGGGACCAAUCUUGAGACUCCUCAUAGUGUUUGCUAUGGAAGCAAGGAAACACCUGUCACAGAUCUUCAGCAACUACGUUUUUGCCAGCCUAAUUACAUAUACGUUGAUGGCGAUGGGACAGUUCCUGUAGAAUCAGCUAAGGCAGAUGGGCUUAAUGCAGAAGCAAGGGUUGGAGUUCCCGGUGAGCAUAGGGGAAUCCUUUGUGACCAUCAUGUAUUUCGGAUUGUCAAACACUGGUUGAAGGCGGAUCACGAUCCAUACUACAACCCCGUAAAUGAUUAUGUGAUUUUACCAACUGCUUUUGAAAUUGAGAGGCACAAAGAGAAAGGCUUACAAGUAACCUCACUUAAAGAGGAGUGGGAAAUCAUCUCAGAAGACCAAUGCCACCAAGAUAAUAUAAAGCCUUCUGUGAGCUCUGUAUCUGUUUCCCAUAAGGGAGACAAUGCUUCACGAGAGGAAGCCUGUGCAACUGUUGUCGUACACCCUCCAAGUGAAGGUAAACAGCAUGUCGAACUGAAUGCUGUAAGUGUGUCGGUCGAUGCUUGACAUUGUUGCUGGUUAAACUGUUGUAUUGGGAAAAAGAAAGGGAAAGGAAAGAAAAAUGAAAAUCAAUGCUUCAUAAUCCCAUCUUGUAUCUGUUAAUGAAAUUGAAAUCUUGUAUAUAAAAAAAAACUUUAUGUGACAGAGCCUGUGCCCCCACUCCAUUAAUCCAUUGUAAGAUAUGCCAUUGUGUUUGUGCAUAGCAGUAUUAUAUAUGAAUUAAGUCUGUAACUUGUAUCAUUGUUAUGUUCUUUGCAUUCUUUUAAAAGGGAUGUGCUGUGAUACUUUUAUAAAAAUGCUUUUGUAGAUUA
Molecule: messenger RNA, 2184 nt
Organism: Ziziphus jujuba (common jujube)
Lineage: Eukaryota; Viridiplantae; Streptophyta; Magnoliopsida; Rosales; Rhamnaceae
Product: lecithin-cholesterol acyltransferase-like 4
Exons: 11
Coding region: 287-1879 (530 amino acids)
Biological process (GO): lipid metabolic process
Molecular function (GO): glycerophospholipase activity
Source: RefSeq, a predicted model, not a curated record